UGACCCUCAUUCCACCAGAAGACCUCAAUCUUUUUAAGAUCCGUGCGGGUCUGAUACUGUAAGCUCAGGAUGUGGCUCACAUUGGUGACUCUUGUGAUCCUUUGUGCCACAGGGAGAAGUGCUGAAAAUGUUUCAGAAAGCAAAGCUGAGAAUGAAGAGCUCAUCAUAGCCAGAGGAAAACUGCUGGCUCCCAGUGUUGUCGGAUGAUCCAUAAAGAAAAUGCCGGAGCUCUAUAAAUUCCUCAUGGAGCGAUGGGCAUUGUAUCAUAACCUGGAGUAUGUGUCAACAGAGGAGAAAAAACCACGGCUGAUCUUCUACAAUGAUAAAGAUGAGGAGGUGAAGGUUAUUCCUGUGAAAAAGAUGACAGCCGAUGAGAUCAGCAGCUUGCUAGAUUCUCUUGGUUUCUAUAGGAGGUCACAGAAAGGUGAGGAGGUCCCAGAGGAGUUUAAACAUUUCCCUUUAAAAGCACCUCGGGAUGAAUUGUGACACCUGCUGGUUAAAGCUGCCACUGCUACCAAUGACGUCCAGCAUCUCAAGGCUGAACACAGCCAGACUCUGGACUGACACACACACGGCAUGAGGCGGUUUGUUGUACCACUGUCCUAAAUCUCACUGUAUACAGAUUUUACAAUAAAGUUUCAUAUGAAAUCUU
Messenger RNA from Misgurnus anguillicaudatus (oriental weatherfish), 652 nucleotides. RefSeq names its product selenoprotein e (gene selenoe). Lineage: Eukaryota; Metazoa; Chordata; Actinopteri; Cypriniformes; Cobitidae. The record is from RefSeq and is a predicted model, not a curated record.